ACAGCAAGGAAAAUAAUGAGAGAGUUCUAGAGAGAGAAAGCUUCAGAAUUCUCUCAUGGCGUUGGCUGCUUCUUCUUCUUCUUCUGCCAUUCUUGGGUCUGUCGGUUCCCAUGAUCUCAAUGCUGCAAAAAUUAGCUCUUUCCAAAGGUUGAAUCAACCUGUGAUUCUAUCAGCUUCCUCCAAUGUCAUCCAUGGACAAUCCUGGAUGAAGCCAAUUUCCGCAGAUCCGAAGAGGAGCCACGCUAUGAUCCCUUUUGCAGCGACAAUAGCUGCUCCUGAGGUAUUGGGGAAGGGUGAAACUGAGGUAGUUGAGGAUUAUGAUAAGUUGGCAAAGGACCUAGAAAGUGCCUCCCCUCUUGAAAUUAUGGACAAGGCCCUUCAAAAUUUUGGGAAUGAUAUUGCUAUUGCUUUCAGUGGAGCUGAGGAUGUGGUUUUGAUUGAAUAUGCACGGUUAACUGGUCGGCCUUUCAGGGUGUUUAGCCUGGAUACUGGAAGGUUGAACCCGGAGACAUAUGCGUUUUUUGACACCGUGGAGAAGCACUAUGGAAUUCAUAUCGAGUAUGUGUUUCCAGAUUCUGUUGAGGUGCAGGCACUGGUGAGGAACAAGGGAUUGUUCUCUUUCUAUGAAGAUGGUCACCAAGAAUGCUGCAGAAUACGUAAGGUGAGGCCUCUUAGGAAGGCUCUUAAGGGUCUUCGAGCCUGGAUCACUGGGCAGAGGAAAGAUCAAUCUCCAGGCACCAGAGCUGAAAUUCCGGUUGUCCAAGUGGAUCCUACAUUUGAAGGGAUGGAUAGUGGGGUUGGCAGCCUAGUGAAGUGGAACCCAGUGGCAAAUGUGGACAGCAUGGACAUUUGGAACUUCCUCAGGGCCAUGAAUGUGCCUGUUAACAGUUUGCACUCACAAGGAUAUGUAUCAAUUGGGUGUGAGCCAUGCACUCGGCCAGUUUUGCCCGGCCAGCACGAGAGGGAAGGAAGGUGGUGGUGGGAGGACUCCAAGGCCAAGGAGUGUGGCCUCCACAAAGGAAAUAUCAAACAAGAAGAGGUGCCUGAACUAAAUGGAAAUGGCAAUGGGGCUGCCCACAAAAAUGGAACCGCUGCAGUUACCGACAUUUUCAACUCCCAAAAUGUGGUUUCCCUUAGUAGAACUGGGAUUGGGAACUUAACCAAGUUGGAGAACCGAGCAGAUCCAUGGCUGGUUGUGCUCUAUGCACCUUGGUGCCGUUUUUGCCAGGCCAUGGAAGGAUCAUAUGAUGAAUUGGCAGAAAAGCUGGCGGGUAGUGGGAUAAAGGUGGGAAAGUUCAGAGCAGAUGGUGAGCAGAAGAAAUUUGCACAGCAGGAGCUGCAGCUUGGUAGCUUCCCUACAAUACUAUUCUUUCCUAAGCAUUCUCCCAAUCCGAUCAAAUAUCCCUCAGAGAAAAGGGAUGUUGAUUCGUUGACGGCUUUUGUUAACGCCUUACAAUGAUGGUGACUAUGAUGAAAUUCGACAGCAAGGAGCAUUGUGCUUUCAGGGGGCCAUUUUCAUCUGAAACCCUGCUUUGCACAUGGAGAUGCUCCCUGUGAAAUCCAUGGUCUUGUACAUUGUUGGUUCAGGCUGAGAAGAGUUCCCCUACAAAACUUCAGUGAUCCUGUUUUCAGGUUGUUCAUAGCUUUCCUUUUUUCUUAGAUCAAGGACAACAGAGCGUGACUAAUAUUGUCAUUAUUACUUCAUAUAUUAAUUUCUGCCUUCUCUUCUUGUUGGCUACUAGAAUGGGUCUUUGAUUUCUUCUGAUAAUUUGCUUAUGAAGAGAGUAACAAUUGAUCA
Vitis riparia (riverbank grape) is the source of this 1798-nucleotide messenger RNA. Its product is annotated as 5'-adenylylsulfate reductase 3, chloroplastic-like. The transcript is spliced from 5 exons. The record is from RefSeq and is a predicted model, not a curated record. NCBI's taxonomy places the organism in Eukaryota, Viridiplantae, Streptophyta, Magnoliopsida, Vitales, Vitaceae. Gene Ontology annotation, molecular function: phosphoadenylyl-sulfate reductase (thioredoxin) activity. Gene Ontology annotation, biological process: L-cysteine biosynthetic process. The coding region runs from base 56 to 1459 and encodes 467 amino acids.